AUGAUGUUCACACAGUUUCUCAAGGCUCUUUCCCUCUUGUCUCUCCUCCUAGCACCUUUUACCAUCGGUCAGAAUACCUCGGAGUGUGAGUUUAACAAGAGAAGAACCCUGAGUAUUGGAAUCGUCAUGUUCGAUGGCUUUGAGCCCAUUGAGGUCUGGGGACAGCUUGAAUACCUAACAUCGUUGUCGGCGUUCUACAAAAUGACCCUUUCCAUCAUUUCAUACCAAAAGGGUACCGUCAAAAUAGCAGUUACGCAUACGUUUGCCGACGCACCAGCUCUCGAUGUCAUUCUGGUUCCCUGUGGCAUGGGCGUCAUCAACGCUACAUUGAGCAAUAGGACCGAGAUCGAGGAGUUUCUUGUUCGUCGUGUGGACCAGGCCGAAUAUAUCCUCGGGCUCUCGUUUGGAGUAACGCACCUGGCGCGGCCGGGCCUCCUCAACGCCAAACGCGCCACGACCAGCAAGAGCGGCUACCAGUGGAUCGUGAACUAUGGUCCAGGGGUCAAGUGGGUGCCACAGGCUCGGUGGGUUGUCGAUGGCAAGUUCUGGACCGCUUCAGGCAUGAUGGCCAGCUUAGACAUGACAUAUGCCUGGCUGUCACAUGUUUAUGGGGCUGAAGGGGCUGUCAAUCAGCAAACGAAUGGUAUCGAGUAUGCUCCACAUCUUGAUUCUUCGUGGGAUCCUUACGCUAUCGUUUUCAAUGUCCCUGGUGCGAAUGCGAGCAGACCAUGCCAAGAUUGUGUUGGACCCAUUGGGACAUGA
Messenger RNA from Bipolaris maydis ATCC 48331, 762 nucleotides. Lineage: Eukaryota; Fungi; Ascomycota; Dothideomycetes; Pleosporales; Pleosporaceae. The record is from RefSeq and is a predicted model, not a curated record.